AUUCCGAAUAAUAUAUUAAUGUUCUUUAAGAUUCUUAAAAUUAAUGUCUCCUGUGUCUGAGCAUUGGCGUUAAACUGUGUGCGUCGACAAAAUAAACCCUGUCAGAAAAGGGAGUAACGUUAAACAAUUCCGGCCGACUAUUUAUGAAAUAUACACCUUAAGGAGAAACUUCGUUUUGUGUGUGUGUGUGUGUUAAAAAUUAUUAAAUAUAUUUCAUAAACUACAAUAUAUAAUAUACAAUUUAAAAACGCGAUAAUAAAUUAUGAUAAUAAAUCUCCCCGGAGGAAAUACAAGAAUGGUACAAUAAAAGCGUAUUAAACGCCUCAAGUAUGCGCACAUUAUUCGCAACAUUAGCGCCACCGAUUAUCAAUUUAUAGUUUAAUAAUAACCGUUAAAUUAAACAUUUAUAAUGCAUUUAACAAAACAGCCUAAAAUAUGUUCUUCUGAGGCGUUAAUCUAACAUUUUCUUAUAACGUAUAUUAAAUCACACACUGCGCCAGAGACUGCGCUAAAGAGGUGCGAGCAGGACGCAUCGUGACGCAACACAAACCACGAGACCAAAACAGGAAGUGAUUUACAUUUGAAAACCCGAAGUGCAGAAUGUAAUAAACGACAAUAAACUGCCAUUUCAUUUAAACAACAACAGUUUAUAUAAGAGCUGCGUUUAAAUAAGUGCGAAUGGAUCGCAAAUGGACUGUAUAAACCUGCCAAAUUAAAUCUAUCUAAACAGGCAGAUGAAUCUAUAAAGCAUCAUUCCUUAUGUAGUGUGUGUUGACCAUCCGUUUGUUUGCAUUUGCAUCUGCAAUUGCAAAUGACGUGCUUGUUUAUGAAACAUAUGCAUGCACGUGAGCUGAAUGCGCGGAACAUUUCCAUAUAUAGGCUUCGGCACCAAGCACUUCUGAACGACAGCCGCAGAUCCCAGCACGGCAGACAUGACAUCCCCCGAGCAGAUCAUCGAGAUCGUGAUGGAUGACAAGACGUACAAUGUGAGUAAAAGCAAGCUGAUCGAGAAGAGCGAUUACUUCCGCGCGCUCUACAGCUCCGGGAUGCGCGAGUCCGCGGAGGAGUCGGUGCAGCUACGGGGACUGAGCGCGCCGGGGCUGGAGCUCGUGCUGGAGUUCAUCAACACCUCCCAAGUUCAGGUGGCAAACGAGACUCUGGAGGACCUGAUUGAGACCGCGUCUUUCCUGCAGGUCACUUCCAUUUUAAAGCUGCUGCUGUCGGAAAUCAAGCAGGAGAACUGCGUCGAGCUUUUCAAGCUCUCUGAUAUCUACGGGAUGCACGAUCUCAGAAAAGCUUGUUUGAAAUUCAUGAGCUGCUAUUAUCACCGCAUGCUGCGCAGGCCGGAGUUCAGGAUGCUGCCAGCUCCCCUGCGGGAUCAGAUCCGAGAUAUGCGCAUGAAAGGCACGGCCACUUUAGUUGCAAUAGGAGAUUUCACUGACACCUGUCUGGACCUGGCAAAUCAAGACGAGCCUUGGUCUAUGUUGAGGUAUAACGAGCUUGAACAACGCUGGAAACCUCUAGCCAACAAUCUUCCCCAGGACAUGAUCAAUGUCCGAGGAUAUGGAUCCGCUGUGCUGGACAACUACUUGUUCAUUGUUGGUGGAUACAGAAUGACAAGCCAAGAGAUCUCUGUGGGCCACUGCUACAACCCCUGCAAGAACGAGUGGAACCAUGUGGCACCUUUGAACCAGAAGAGAUCCAACUUCAAGCUCCUGGCCGUGAGUGGGAAGCUGUAUGCGGUCGGAGGACACUGUCUGAGUACGGUGGAGUGUUAUAGUCCCGAGCAGGACUGGUGGACGUGUGUGGCGUCUCUGCCUGAUCCUCUCGCUGAGUUCUCUGCCUGUGAGUGUCAGGGCAUGAUCUACGUCAUGGGCGGUUAUACCUCUAGAGAUAGGAACACCAAUGUAUUGCGUUACUGCCCCGCCUCAGACUCGUGGUCCGUGUUCCGUUCCUGUUCGGCUCAUGUGCGCAAGCAGCAGAUGCUCUCAGUGGAGGACACCAUCUACCUGGUGGGAGGCUACACACACGAGCUAGAACCUGCAGAACUGGGGCGGCGGAGGCUCAGCCAGACGGAGGACAUGCUGACGGUACAGUCCUACAACGUGCAGACGGGAGAAUGGUUGCAACUUAAGGAAAACACGUCAAAGUCUGGCUUAAACCUCACCUGCACGCUACACAACGACGGCAUCUACAUUAUGAGCAGAGAUGUCAGUCUGCCCACCAGCCUGGAGCACCGCGUCUUCCUCAAGUACAACAUUUUCUCAGAUGCCUGGGAGGCUUUCAGGCGUUUUCCUGCUCUGGGACAGAACAUGCUGCUUUGCUCUCUCUAUCUACCCAAUGUCCUAUGAGCCACACUGUUCAAGCUCUGGGCGUCUGGAGAAGACUGUAGACUGCUGGGGAACACCGAUUUCUUGCUAGAGGUUUACCAAAAUGCUUUACCAGAUCGGAUUGAUCAGCCAACACAAAGAACCUGCAGGGGACAUUAAAGGAAUAAUACAGCCAAAAAAAUUCAAAUUUUGGUCAUUAUUUACUCCCCUUCAUCUGUUUGACUUUAAGAGAGAGUUUACAUUUUUAUUUGUAUUUUUUCAUGGAAGGAAAAAGGUUUGAAACAACACGUAGCUGAGAAAAUGAUAAAUGAUGACAGAUUUAUUUUGGUGAAAUAGUCAUUUAAAUUCUAAAUAA
Molecule: messenger RNA, 2685 nt
Organism: Carassius auratus (goldfish)
Lineage: Eukaryota; Metazoa; Chordata; Actinopteri; Cypriniformes; Cyprinidae
Gene: klhl42
Product: kelch-like family, member 42
Exons: 3
Coding region: 933-2351 (472 amino acids)
Molecular function (GO): protein binding
Source: RefSeq, a predicted model, not a curated record